Molecule: messenger RNA, 1484 nt
Organism: Episyrphus balteatus (marmalade hoverfly)
Lineage: Eukaryota; Metazoa; Arthropoda; Insecta; Diptera; Syrphidae
Product: peroxisomal acyl-coenzyme A oxidase 3-like
Exons: 6
Coding region: 25-1317 (430 amino acids)
Biological process (GO): lipid homeostasis; fatty acid beta-oxidation using acyl-CoA oxidase
Cellular component (GO): peroxisome
Molecular function (GO): FAD binding; fatty acid binding; pristanoyl-CoA oxidase activity
Source: RefSeq, a predicted model, not a curated record
GAUUGGGACUAUUGAAGAUUUGUGAUGUUCCACAAUUAUCGUAUACCAAAAGAGAACCUCUUAUCAAGAACUGGAGACGUUGAUGCAAAUGGAAACUUUAAAAGCAAGAUUAAGGACAGCCGAAAGAGAUUAGGAGCUUCAUUAGGAGCACUUUCCGCAGGAAGGGUCAGCAUUUGCUCCAUUGCAUAUGUUGCCUUAUGCAAGGCAAUCACAAUAGCUGGUCGAUACUCAGCUUGCCGAAAGCAGUUCGGGCCAGAUGGCAGUUCAGAAGAAUUGCCAGUGCUUGAAUACCAAUCCCAACAGUACCGCAUUUUGCCACAUCUUGCAACUGCUUACGCCAUUAGAGUCUUCUCACUUUGGUUAGGAAAAGAAAGCGUUGAACUUCAGAUAAAAACUUUUAUGGGCGAGGAUGUAUCAAGCCAGGGCAUGGAACUGCAUGGUCUAUCAUCGGCUGCAAAACCUGUCUGUACGUGGGCUGUCCGUGAUGGUAUUCAAGAAUGUCGAGAGGCUUGUGGUGGACAUGGGUAUCUCAAAUGUACUGGAAUCGGUGAUUUGAGAAAUGACCACGAUGCUAACUGUACAUACGAGGGCGAGAAUAAUACUCUAAUUCAACAAGCUUCAAAUUGGCUGAUAUCAAUUCGUCGCGGUGAAAACAACUUUGAAGAAGCAUCACCAAUGAGAUCGGUUAGUUUUCUCAAGGACAUGGAUAAGAUUCUUAAGAGUCAAGCUGAGUUUCAAAGUGUCGAAGGGGCCUUAAAUGAAGACAGUCUUCUUCAUACUCUUAACUGGUUGUGUGCCUUUCAACUAGAUCUCGCUGUAAAGAGAGUUGAAGAUCUUCAAAAAAGUGGUCAGAGUCCAUUUGAAGUUCGAAAUAACUCACAAGUAUUCAUAGCAAGCAAUUUAUCAAUAAUAUAUGCUCAGCGGACUAUUUUCUAUGUUUUCUACAAAUUUGUUCGUGAUUUGCCAGAAAGUUCUGAAAAGGAUGUUCUGAGAAAGGUACUAUCAUUUUAUGGAGCUAAUUUGGUGAUGAAGCAUUUAGCGUUACUCUAUCAGGGAAACUUCUUUAAAAACACGAAUCAGGCUGAAUUGUAUCAAAAAGGAAUUUUGGUUUUGUUGCCUGUUUUGAAAGAUGAAGCAAUUAGUUUGAUUGAUGCAAUUGCACCCACAGAUUUUUGUUUGAACUCACCACUGGGAUUGAGUGAUGGAAACAUUUACUUGAACUUACAAAAUUCAAUCAUGCAAGCACCAGAUGUGCUAGGACGUCCAAGUUGGUGGCGAGAAGUUACUCAUAAAGAAUUUUUGCAGUCUAAAAUUUGAAGAGAUUCAACAAGGGUGUGGGAUAAUAUUGGUAUAGCUACUUUUUCAAAAAUGAUUUGAAAUCCAGUUUUAAGCACAAUGUUUUGUUUUAAUAUUUUGUAAGUCGUUAUGCAAUGAAGUAAUAAAAUGUGUUUUUGUACUUGAGGUGGAAAGGAAGUAAAAAUCAA